AUGGAUGCAGUAGAAAAGAGAGUCCAUACAUUUGUGCGAGUCAAGCCAACAGCUGAUUUUGCUCAAGACAUGAUCAAGUUUGGGCCAGACAACAAGAGCAUAGAUAUAUACAUCAAAAAAGAUGCCAAGAAAGGAGUUGUGAAUAACAGGCAGACUGACUGGUCCUUCAGGCUGGAUGGCGUCCUUCACAAUACCUCCCAGGAACUGGCUUACGAGACGGUGGCUAAGAAAUUGGUGUCCGACGCUUUAAUUGGCUACAAUGGGACGAUCAUGUGCUAUGGGCAAACGGGGGCUGGUAAAACUUACACGAUGACGGGAGCAACUGCCGAGUACAAGCAUCGAGGAAUCAUACCCCGAGCUAUCCAGCAGGUCUUCAAAGCAACUGCAGAUUCUGUUGAUCCGUCCGUCACUGUCCGAAUAUCCUACCUGGAAAUCUACAACGAGACCUUGUCUGACCUUCUGUCCACCGUGACAAGCAAUGGGACCGCCGACACGCAGAUGGCUGUAGUGGAUUGCCCACAGGGUGUUUAUGUGAAGGGCUUAUCUAUACAUUCAGUUAGCCACGAGGAAGAUGCUCUGAAUCUCCUUUUUGAGGGUGAGACCAACAGAGUGAUAGCAGAGCACACACUGAAUAAAAACUCAUCCAGAUCCCAUUGCAUCUUUACUAUUUAUAUUGAGUCUCGUUUCAGAGUUUUCUCAGAUGUCAAAUGCGUUCACUCUAAAAUCAACUUAAUAGAUCUGGCAGGCUCAGAGAGACUGAGCAAGACUGGAUCGGAAGGACAGGUUCUGAAAGAAGCCACGUACAUCAACAAGUCUCUGUCGUUCCUUGAGCAAAUCAUCAUUGCCCUGGCUGAUCCUAAGAGGGACCACAUCCCCUUCCGGCGGAGCAAGCUAACUCACGUCCUCAAGGACUCGCUGGGGGGAAACUGCAAUACCGUCCUCGUGGCAAAUAUCUGUGGGGAAGCUGUGCAUGUGGAGGAGACUUUGUCUUCUCUUCGUUUUGCUACCAGAAUGAAAUGGAUCACGACAGAGCCAGUCAUCAAUGAGACAUACGACCGAGAGGGGACAGUGAAGGCUUUGGAGAAGGAGAUUGUUCUUCUGAAGCAGGAGCUGGCCAUGCAUGACAGCUUGGUAAAUCGUUCUUUGGUGACUUAUGACCCUCUGACUGACACCCAGAUGGCAGAGAUUAAGUCUCAAGUCCAUAAAUACCUAAAAGGAGCCAUUGAUGAAAUUGAUAUAGUGAACAUCAGGCAAGUCCAGGAGGUGUUUAAGCAGUUCAAACUGAUUGUAAGUCAACAGGAGCACGAAGUGGAGGCCAGAUUACGAAGCAAGUACGCUCUGAUAGACAAAAAUGACUUUGCUGCUGUUGCUGCUCUUCAGAAGGCAGGUGUGGUUGAUGUGGAUCGCCAUUUGGUGCAGGAAGAGGAUGGACGGGAUUUUGGGACUAGAACUACUCCUUUUUCAUCCGGACGUGGUGGGAAGAAGAAAUCCAGGAAAAGCAACGAGCAGCUCAAAGCAUCUGCUUGGAAGGAAGAAAUCGGGAGCCCUCUUUCUGGGAAAGAUCUGGAUGGUUUUUUACCAUCAAAAAGUCAGGUAAUAAUUUCCACCAAGGAUCUGGAUGUGAAAGAGGGAGCAAGGAACCAGGAUACAGCAAAUAUUGAUGCAGAGCUCUCAAAGCCAGCUCCCGUGGAAGAUUCCCAGCGGCCCAGCUCCCCUCCAUCCAAACCAGCGGCAUUUGAGCAGUUUAAGGAGGAGUGCGGAAGUGAGAUCAGCCGGAUCUUUAAAGAGAACAAAAGCAUCCUCCUUGCCAGGAAGAAGAGAAGCAGUACAGUAGCACAGAGGAUCAACUUCAUCAAGCGUGAGAUGGAGGGCAUCAAACAGGCUCUGGAGGCUCAGAAGCAGGAGCGGUGGCAGCAGGGAGAGUAUGUUGAUGAGAAAGGACAGAUCAUAAUUGAUGAGAAGGAGUUUUUACUCAUCAUGAAGCUGAAAGACCUGAAGGAAGAGUACAGGUCUGGUUAUGCUGAACUGCAGGACCUGAAGGCAGAAAUCCAGUACUGCCAGCAUCUGGUGGACCAGUGCCGGAACAAACUCAUCUCAGAGUUUGAGAUCUGGUACAGCGAGUCCUUCCUUAUCCCCAAGGAUGUGCAGGAAGCUCUGAAGCCCGGUGGCAACAUCAGACCUGGAAUGAUUCCCAUAAACAGAGUCAUGUGCCUGGAGGAAGAUGAACAGGAGAGGUUUGAGCGGAUGCAGGAGACCAUGCUGCCGGCCUGCCCAGCUUCAGUCUCCUUCUACAAGGCGAAAAUGAAGACUGAUCAAAAGCACACGUACACCAGAACCAUGUCGUCCCUCGAGCAAAUGCGCAAGAAACCCGGGCUCAUCACGGCUGCUGGGAAGAAUAAACCCCUCUCGUUUCUGCAUGUCAUGUAGCAGAUUGGGGCUCAGCCUGGAACCCAGCGUUCAAUAAGCAACGUCACCUCAAAGUGCCUUGCGUUCAUGUCCACAAUAGAUUUAUCAAAAAUAAACAAUAGGGAAAA
Messenger RNA from Nipponia nippon (crested ibis), 2534 nucleotides. Lineage: Eukaryota; Metazoa; Chordata; Aves; Pelecaniformes; Threskiornithidae. The record is from RefSeq and is a predicted model, not a curated record.